GCACAGAGGGAGAAAGUGAACAAACAGGUGGCGAGGAAAAGCAGAAAGAGAAUGCAGUUGAAAAGAGCAAGGCGACUGGGCAUCAACACUGCAGAGGACUAUUAGGAUAUUCACAAGAAGUCCAAAUACAAGAGCUGAAGGGAGAAAGAUAUAGCAAACACAGCAGAAUGAAGAGUGACUUGUGUGAUGAUACCCAGAGUGACAGUGGAGUAUCAACGGACUUCUACCCAGGCAGCACUUUGGAGAGCAACAACAUCAUCUCUACAGGUACUCCCACAAAGGAGACUCCGAUUGAAAGGGAGAUCAGACGGGCUGUAGAGCGUGAAAACAGCCUGAGGAAGUCCAGAGGGCUUCCUAAUCCCCCCACCUCCCCAGAGUAUGUAGAGAUCCCAUUAAAGACAGCUGUUCUCAGUCAAUCUUUCACUGCAAAGUCUGAGGGUUCUCAAGGCAAAGACAGGCAGUUUGCUGGCAAAAUGAUGUACCAUGAGAUCCACAUGGAGACCCAGAGGGAAGAGGAUCUGGUCAAGCUUGGGAAAAUUCCAGGUUUGUAUGACAAAGGCUCAGUUCGCCAACUAAAAUACAAGAAACAGCUUUUUGAGGCCUUUCAGAAACCUGAUGAUUCAACUGUCUCAGCCAGGAGUAAGAGCACGUCCUCGUAUUCAGCCAAUGACACCUCAGCCCUGGAGAACCGGGAGGGCAUCUCAUCACAGGCACCCACUGUAGGAGACUCUCAUGUGGAGAAUAGUCAAAACACAGAUGUGUUAAAUCCCAAACAGAACCUCAGCUUAGUCAAACGAGGUGGUUCAACCAACUUGGCUCCUCAGGGACCAGGCUUCUCUGAGGCAACUGAUUGCCAGGUCAUCAUCCUAGAGAGUAACCUGAGUGUCCCAGUGCAGAAGCUCUAUGCCAAACAAGAGGCAAAGCCGGUCACUGUUGUCGACUCUGGAAAUCCUAACAUCUCAUCAUACAGGACAGGAGGACAUGGUGGGGUGACAGGGAGCCAGCCGGAACAAGCAGAACAGGAUGAAGAAGAACUGACACCCAAGGAAAACCCUUUUUUUAAGUUGCGCUCCUCAGUAAAAAAGGUUAAAGUGGAGCAGGAUAUUCGAGAGACCCAAGAGAGGGAGAAGGAACUUCGCAAGCAGAGGAUGAGCCUGUACGGGUGCACAGGGGGUGCAAAAGGAGGAGGGAGGCCAGAUAGCAUAGAAGGAAAGAGUCUUACGUUGUCUUCGUCUUCAGCAAAUGGACUGGCUGUUCUUGACUCUUCUGACUCAUCAUCCACUGGGGGAACUGGACCCUCAGCAGCACGCCAGUCGGUUGGCAAGCUCGGCGUGUGGCCCCCAGCCCAUGCUGAAGAGGAGAAGAUUAACCAGCCACAGGUCCACCAUUGUCUCCAGAACUCCAGAGAGAAGACCCCUCUAGUACACCAGUGGGAGUCAGGCCUGGUCAACGGACACAAGGAGGAAGACAACUGAGGACACACUGACAGAGCAAGCUGAGGGAGGGACGGACAUUUAUAGAGAUGCGUAUUUUUGAAGCAGAGGGCCGAAAGACUGUGAUAUAAAACAGUGUUCCGGGCAUACAGACUGGAGGAGAGAGUGGUGAUGAAGAGGAGGAAAGGGAGAUCAUGUGAUGUGGAAAAGAGGUCAGGGAUUGAGAUGAAAAGGUGGUCAGGAGGACUGAGAGCAAGGAAAAGGAUUGGUGGUGGACUGAAACCCCUGAAGAGUCCUUCAGCAAAGAGAAACAGGAAGAUGACAACCACCUAUUAGUGGAUAAACAUAUGGGCUGCUUCUGGUGCUGGAAAACUGAGACUAAUGAAUGUAAAAAGGCAAAAAAGAUUAUGCAUCGGUAGUAAGGGAAUGUAAGAAGAGUAAGAAUGGGAUUUUUAAACCUAAAUGAACUUCUUUAUCAUAGGAAAAAUAAUGAGUUACUGCUGCAUUUGUUGAUAAAAAAUACUAUAGAUUGAGUACUCGAGUAUCUGAUACUGUAAACAGCGCAUCAUCACCAUGCUUUAAAAGAUGUCUUACACUGAUAGUGCAAUCCGAUAAAGCAGCCAUGUAAUAAGCCCUACCUUUAUGUACAGUAGCUCAUUUCAUUCCGUUUUUAUUGACUCUGAGAUAGACAGUCGUUAAUACAACUUUAUGGUCAUUUUAGAGGAUGGAGUUCCUGGUGGGCUUGUAUUUGACAGCAUUAACCAGCUCGCUUUCUAGUAUAGUUACUUACAUAAAGAGACAAUGUAAUGAAUCUCAAGUUAAUGGGGACAGAAAGGCAGUGUACUGUAAUGUUACUGUGUUUGAUCGCAUACUGCACAUUGUUGGGAGUCAUGAAAAGCUACUUGUUCUGUUAUUUUUGUUGCAUCAAGCUGGAUUAUAGUGCAAUAAAAUAAAAUAAAGUGCAAUGCUGAUCUGGAUUUCAGCUAUGAGUAAUGCCACAUAAUGCAAACCUAAAAACUGCUGCUUUGUUUUUUUUUUUUCAAAUGGUGCAGUAAAUUUUGGAACAAAACUUGAUACAUAUGUUUAGGUUUGUCCCCUUUAUUCCUUUAUUUUUGUUUCAGCCUUAGUCAGACAUGGCAGUAAUAUAGUCAGUGUUAUUCCAGUAACUCAUACUGAAUGUCAUUUUGCUAAGUGAGUGCUCUCGCCAAGUUCUUUUAUUGCAUAGUGUUUUGUUGUCCCACACACAUCACUGCUGAUCAAAUUUAUCUUUUCUUCUCAAAUAUUUCUUUUCUUAUUAUUA
Monopterus albus (swamp eel) is the source of this 2733-nucleotide messenger RNA. RefSeq names its product MISP family member 3 (gene misp3). The transcript is spliced from 3 exons. Lineage: Eukaryota; Metazoa; Chordata; Actinopteri; Synbranchiformes; Synbranchidae. The record is from RefSeq and is a predicted model, not a curated record. The coding region runs from base 168 to 1475 and encodes 435 amino acids.